AAGGCACGUGACGAUAGAGACAGGUGUAGUCAUGGAUCGUCUCCUGUCCCUGGUUCUGCUGCCAUUUCUGGCCGUCACAGCUUUCCGUGACGAUUUUAACUCCUGGAAUGCCGGUAACUAUAAGGUCGACGUGACAGCCUGGGGUGGCGGGAAUCACGAGUUCCAGGUUUACACUCCGGAACAUGAAAACCUAUACGUGAGGGAUGGUCACCUGUACAUCCGCCCGACUUUUACAACAAACAGUUCGCGUUUUGCCGGCCAGAAUUUGUACAACGGGGACAUGAACCUCUAUUCCAUAUGGGGACAGUGCACUCAGCAUGACAACAACGGCUGCCAUAAGACCGCCCAUGGCAACGAGAUCCUGCCUCCGGUCAUGUCCGGAAAAAUCACCACAAACUUCGCCAUGACUUACGGACGUGUUAAUGUCCGUGCAAAGAUACCAAAGGGAGACUGGCUGUGGCCGGCGAUAUGGUUGCUGCCCCGGGAUUGGAGUUAUGGUGGCUGGCCUCGCUCUGGGGAAAUCGACAUUAUGGAAUCAAGAGGUAACGUCAAGGCUAUUUUGGGAGGUGUAAACCAAGGAGUCAACGAUGUACAAUCAACACUUCAUUGGGGGCCUGCUUACAACCACAACGCGUUUUACAAAACACACGGCUCUAAGAGGAAGGACGGAGGUGAUGAUUGGCACGGCUGGCACACAUACUCACUUGACUGGACAGCUGACCACAUCAUUACGUAUGUGGACAAUGCGGAGAUCUUGAGGAUAAAUACUCCGAGUCAGGGAUUCUGGAACUGGGGCGGAUUCAGCGGGAACAACAUUUGGUCCAGUGGUGGCAGGAAUGCUCCAUUUGAUAAACCUUUCCACCUGAUCCUGAACGUAGCUGUCGGAGGAGAUUUCUUUGGAGACGGACAGUAUGACACUUACAAGCCCUGGGGUCACUCCAGCCAUCCAAUGAGGGAUUUCUGGGAGGCCAGAGGUUCAUGGCAACACACGUGGCGUGGUGAGGAUGUCGCCAUGAUUAUCGAUUACAUCGAAAUGAUUCCGCACUGAUGACUGUCACACGAAAUAAAAACUUAUAACAACGAC
Pecten maximus is the source of this 1084-nucleotide messenger RNA. Its product is annotated as beta-1,3-glucan-binding protein-like. Gene Ontology annotation, molecular function: hydrolase activity, hydrolyzing O-glycosyl compounds. The record is from RefSeq and is a predicted model, not a curated record. Gene Ontology annotation, biological process: carbohydrate metabolic process. NCBI's taxonomy places the organism in Eukaryota, Metazoa, Mollusca, Bivalvia, Pectinida, Pectinidae. The coding region runs from base 32 to 1048 and encodes 338 amino acids. The transcript is spliced from 10 exons.